Molecule: messenger RNA, 360 nt
Organism: Monascus purpureus
Lineage: Eukaryota; Fungi; Ascomycota; Eurotiomycetes; Eurotiales; Aspergillaceae
Source: the annotation of a GenBank genome assembly
AUGGCACAGAAGCAACGGAGAAUCGAGCUGCUUCAGGUAGAAGCCGAUGAGAAUGACCAGAGUUUCUUCCGCGUCCUAGUUGACGGUCGAACCGUGAAGUAUAUCACUAUUGAUCCCGGCAUAUUCAGCAUAGAGGAUAUGUGUUUCGGUCCCUCCCUCACUUCGAUUCUCCCAGAUCUUCCCGAUUGGGAUUGGAACGAUGGACUUGUGACGAAGGAUGCCAGUGGUCGCCCGUGCUUUUCGCGUGCCAGUCGGACUGCGUUCCCCGGGGUCAAGAACACGUGGCAUGGAACCUGCGUGGAUUACCAAGAUAUUUUGAUAGACGAAAGGCUCCGGACUGGCGUCUAUGCAGUCAAAUGA